UAUUGUUAGAUCUGACAAAGGUUCAUUUAAUUUUUAGCUAAAGUGUAGUUUUCAUUUUUAUUUCAGUGCACUACGAGUCACGUUUACAUAGUUUUCCUUCCAUAGGCUUUAAAGUAAGGGGGCUUUUUCAACAUUACAUUUGACACAUACAUAAGGAGUGUUUGAGCUCAUAUUAUUUAAUACACCUGGGGUAACUUAAAUCCUCAUGAUCCACUUAUGAUGGAUAGGUUUGGUGCUCAACAGUUGAGCCCCUUGAGCAUAUCUCAGUCCACUCUGUGCGUGUGAGAUAUCUUCUUGCAAGUCGUUAGUCCAUCGGCCAGCCGAGCAGCAUGACUUGCAGACUGUACGUCUCCACUACCUGUGCUGCAGCGGAUCAUCAUCAAUCAUAAUAUACCGUGGCUUUUGUUCCUGGUGGGUGUAACCCACACACUGUAGCGUAGACUCUUGUCUGGUGAAGGGGUGUGCGGCGGUGGGGGGCGUGUGCACGCGUGGGCGGGUACGUACCGACGUCACCACUGGGUCCUUGCUGUCAACGCCAAAAUAAAAACGAGUAAAAAAAACAAAAAACUUUUCAAGUAGACUCAUGACAGCGGGGAAUCGGGGAAAGCCUCUCUUCUCCGGGCUGUAAUGGUUGUUCUGCCACGUUGUGGUGUAGCAGCGGAGGUUGUUUUUCUUCUUCCCUGAGCUCGCACGGGGAAAGCCUGCGGGCUGCCUCCGAUUAGCAGACUUGCUAGCUAACGUCAAGUUGGAAGAAAGUGGAGAAGACACGGGGCGAACCGGGAGCUCAUCCGCCUACACAGACGCAUGCGACGGAUAGCAGGUGAGUGAUGGAGACGAGAGAGUUGACCGUGGUAGCUGGUAGCUUUGUGGGUUUCCAGCUUCUCUUCUCAGUGGCCAGCCCGCCGCUCUCCUCCGUCAUUACCCCAGGUUAUGGACGGCUGCCUCCCACCAAGCUCACUGAAUGGAACUCCAGGUUAGUGUCCACAGUGCACGCGUUGAUUGUGGGCUUGUUCUGUUUGUACAUCCUGUGGUACGAUGACGCAGUCAACGCCAACCCUGUCUGGGGUGACCCCAGUCUCGUCAAACUAAAUGUAGCCAUAACCUGUGGUUACCUCCUAUAUGACCUGGUGCUGCUAGCAUGUAAUUGGAGCACUAUGGGGGACAGCUUUUUCGUUUGCCACCACUUGGCGGCGCUCUAUGCUUACGGAUAUGUUUUGACCCGUGGUGUCCUUCCCUACUUUGCCAAUUUCCGUCUCAUUUCUGAGCUAUCCACACCAUUUGUGAACCAAAGGUGGUUCUUCGAGUCAUUAAAGUACCCACGCUCACACCGGUUGGUGGUAUUAAAUGGGGUUGCUAUGGCUGUGGUGUUCUUCCUGGUGCGCAUUGCAGUCAUGCCAUCCUACUGGGCCAGUGUAUUCGCCACUUUUGGCACUCCGGAGUUUGAGCGGCUGGGCUUGGGUGCCCAGGUGGCAUGGAUCACCUCCUGCAUUGCCCUGGAUGUCUUGAACAUUAUUUGGAUGUACAAAAUCACUCGGGGCUGCUACAAGGUCCUGACUGGGAGAGGAGGGCGAAAGGUCAAGGUAGAAGCAGAGGCGUCAUCUUCCUUAGAUAAGAAGCACACAAACAACCAUACAGACUGAGGAGGUGUAGAGCACAGCAUUUGUAGACACAGACAAUAAGCAUGGAGGGAGGCUGGACAACCAGGAACCUUGCUCUUUUAAUAAAGCCUCAGCUUCCCUCUCACCCUCAAUCUCAGCCCCUGAUCUUCUUGAAGUCAGCUAGUGGCCUGGGCUAAGAGUCCUCAGGUUCUCACCCUGGCACAGGACAAGCACCAGCGUUUGCAACCUUUUUCACUGACAGAUUAGUAUCCUGCUGGGUGAUAGCUUUCAGACAACAAGGUAGAGCUCAAAAGAACACUUUUAACUCUGUCUGUUACUCCUGUCACUACCACCAAUCCUCUGUCAUCUCCCCCACAGCCUGCUCUCACACUCAACUUCAGCCAAAGCCCAAUCCUCUGAAGUGCCUGUGGGAGGGGGCGUGAGGGGAAGGGGAAAAAACAGGAAAGCAAUAACAGUAGAGGAGUAUAUCGCCCAUUACAUUACUGCUUAGCCCCCUUCAAAAACAACAAAAAAAAACAAUCGCACUCACUUUUGCUCCUGAACAACUCGAGGCUUCUUCAUCAUUCUCCGUCCACACUCGUGGCCUGCAGAGUGACUAAUUCAUCCGUCAGACCCGUACAGUGUUUGUGAAUCUAUAGGGCUCUUGUCUUAAACUCAUCAAACCUCACAAAAAAAGAGACAGGAAAAAAAACACCAUGAAUGCCUCUUCUACAGUAUCACCUGCUGUGGCCUCCUCGUAACAAGUGGCACCUACCUGUAUCACCAGCCAUGCCCCUCCAGCCUCGUUAUCAUUUGGAGUUUCUAUGUAAAACACAGAAUAUGCAUGCAGGAGAGACAGAGACUCACUCUCUUACACCUUUCGCUCCUAACAGGACAGUUUUGCCUUUUCAGUAUUCUUCAUGAUGGCUCUUUUUUUUUUUUAAUUUAACACUUGUCAUUAGCAAUCAAAGGAAUAUCAUUUUCAUUGCAACCCUCUGCCUCACUGGGUAGGGCUCCACAAUUGAGCUCCAGCAUUUUCGUUCUACCUCUCCCCCUGCCUUACAAAAGAGUCUGUCGAUCCCGUCCUCAUGAAUUAAUCAGCUGUUUAUUUUUUUCCCUGUUAAAAAAGGAAAAAAAUGUUUUUAUCUUUCAAGACUUCAUCUGUGUCAACAUUACUGGCUCAGAGCGACUUCUCCCUCUGUCUUCAGAGCUUAUCCCAGCCAGUGCAGUGCAGCA
Molecule: messenger RNA, 2834 nt
Organism: Pundamilia nyererei
Lineage: Eukaryota; Metazoa; Chordata; Actinopteri; Cichliformes; Cichlidae
Gene: tlcd4b
Product: TLC domain containing 4b
Exons: 7
Coding region: 828-1640 (270 amino acids)
Biological process (GO): lipid homeostasis
Cellular component (GO): endoplasmic reticulum; membrane
Source: RefSeq, a predicted model, not a curated record